Iphiclides podalirius (scarce swallowtail) is the source of this 6948-nucleotide messenger RNA. The record is from the annotation of a GenBank genome assembly. Lineage: Eukaryota; Metazoa; Arthropoda; Insecta; Lepidoptera; Papilionidae.
AUGGUACCAACUCCGCAAGAACUACCAGCGUCACGGCAGGGCUUAGAGGAUGGCAGCAAAUCCGGUGAAAGGGUGGUCAUCUCAGGCAUGUCUGGCCUCUUUCCAGACUCCCACCAUGUCAAGGACCUUGCUGAUAUUCUCUAUAAUAAGAAGAAUCCCAUUUCGUCAAAUCCACGCUGGAAGUACAAUCAUCCAGAAGUGGCGCAGUAUACGGGCAGAGUGCCGAAUCUGGAGUUAUUUGAUGCUCAGUUCUUCAAGGUGCACUAUAGACUCGGUCACACGAUGGACUCGAUGGCUCGCAAAAUACUCGAACAAGCGUAUCAAGCUAUUUACGACGCUGGCGUGAGCCCGGAACACCUCUCUGGGAAGAAAGUUGGGGUUUAUGUAGGAACUUGUUUCUCUGAAAGCGAAAAAACUUGCUUCUACGUUGCAAGCACCAGAACCGGCUUCGGGAUCGCGGGAUGUAACAAAUCAAUGUUCGCGAACCGCAUUUCCUACUGGCUGAACGCCAAGGGUCCCUCGAUGUCCAUCGACGAAUCUUGCUGCAGCUCCAUAGCGGCCCUUGAGCAAGCCUAUUUGGCGCUAAGUCGCGGUGACUGCGAAGCGGCCAUUGUUGGCGGUGGCAAUGUCUGCUUACAUCCUCAAUCGUCAGUGCAUUACGGAAGGAUCAUGAACAUUAGCAUGGAUGGAAAAACAAAAUCUUUUGAUGAAAAUGCCUCUGGUUGCGCAAAAUCUGAAGCCAUUAAUGUUCUUUUUCUACAGAAAGCUAAAGAUGCAUUAAGAAUUUAUGCCGACGUCAUUCACGUAAAAAGUCAGUUCACUUCUCUUUUGGAGGGCAAGUCUGGUCCGAGAUUCGGCUUCUAUCGUGACCCUGUGAACAUGGCCGAGUUUCUAAACAAUUUCUAUAAAGAGGCUAGAGUUCCACCUCAGGCCGUCGAGUAUGUUGAAGCCUUCGGAUCAGCUGUACCUGAAGCUGAUAAAGCUGAACUAGAAUCUCUCGAUUCUGUUUUCUGCAAGAACAGAAACAAUGAACUGCUUGUUGGCAGUGUCAUGUCCAAUAUCGGUUAUGGUGAAGCAGCAUCGGGGAUAUCUGCAGUGACCAAAGUCCUUUUGGGUUAUCAUAGCGGCACAUUGGCGGCAAAUCUGAACUGUGAAAAUCCGAGACGCGAUGUGGCCGCAUUACGCGAUGGUCGCAUGCGCAUCCUUACCGAGCAUCAUAAAUUCGGCAGAACCUACGCUGCCGUUAAUGGCUUAGCUAUCACAGGAGUCAACGCCCAUAUCCUGUUGCAUGGCCAUUACAAAGCAAAGGACCUUUCACGCUACAAGUCCGAUAUUCCACAUUUGGUAACUAUUUCCGCAAGACAGGACUUUUCGGUAAAGAACGUUCUAGCCAACCUAAAAUCCCGUCCCAUUGACCCUGAGGAACUUGCUCUGCUACACAACAUUCAUGAAACGAGAAUUUCUGGCCAUCUCGGAAGAGGUUUCAUUAUUCUUGAUACCAAUCAAGAGCAGCAGACAGUGAGUCUAUGUGAGAAGGCCGAUUACUUCGAUGAUGCGCAGCGGCCUCUGUGGUUCGUGUACAGUGGCAUGGGUUCGCAGUGGGUCGGAAUGGGCACACAGCUCAUGCGCAUCCCAAUCUUCGCAGCCGCCAUUGAACGGUGCCGUAGGGUAUUGGAACCUAAAGGCGUCGAUAUCGUUAAUAUAAUUACUUCUCCGGAUAAGACAACGUUCGACAACAUACUCAACUCCUUCGUCGGAAUAGCUGCUAUACAAAUUGGACUUACCGAUAUCCUACGUCAUAGUGUUGGUGAACUGGGGUGUGCAUACGCGGAUGGCUGUUUCACCGCGGAGGAAAUGAUAUUAGCCGCGUAUUAUCGUGGGCUUGUGUCAGUUCAAACCCCUUUCAUUCGAGGCUCCAUGGCUGCCGUUGGUAUUGGAUAUCAGCAGGUUUUAAAGAUGUGCCCGCCAGAGAUAGAAGUAGCUUGUCAUAACGGUCCAGAUUCCAGUACAAUAUCUGGCCCAGCAAAUGUUAUGAGGGAAUUCGUGGCCGAGCUUACAUCCAAACAAAUAUUUGCUAAGGAGGUUCCAUGUUCGAAUAUUGCAUAUCAUUCGAGGUACAUCGCUGAAGCAGGUCCGGAACUAUUGAAAUAUUUAAAGGAAGUCAUCAAGUCACCGAAACCGCGCAGCGAGCGAUGGUUAUCGACUUCUGUUCCGCAAGGAAAGUGGAAUGAACCCAGUGCAAAAUACUCUUCGGCAGAGUACCACACAAAUAAUCUGCUUAAUUCGGUGCUGUUCGAAGAGACCUCCAGACUGAUACCGCCCAAUGCUGUGCUAGUGGAAGUAGCGCCGCACGGCUUGCUGCAAGCCAUUCUUAAGCGCUCCCUGCCAGAUUCAUGUCGCCACGUGCCUCUCACGCGUCGUGGUCACGCUGACAAUGUGCAGUUCUUACUGGAAGCCAUUGGGAAGCUGUACAUGGAAGGUUACAAUCCUAAAGUACAAGCGCUUUAUCCGAAAAUAGAAUUUCCCGUAUCUACUGGGACACCAUUCUUGUCCCAUUUGGUAGAAUGGGCUCAUCACGAGAGAUGGAACAUACCGUUGUAUGUGUCAGCGCACAGAAAAGUUGCGGCUUCGUGUAAAUUUGUAUACUCGAUUCAUGACUUAGAAAAUGAGUACUUAACAGGAAACAUUCUCAGAGGAAAGAAUACGUUCCCGUUUGCUGCAGCCUUGGUCGCUGCUUGGGAUAUACUAGCGAUGACAAUUGGAGUUCCCAAAAAGCAGAUGUCAGUUCAAUUUCAAGACGUAAAGCUUUAUUCACAGCCAAUUUUGCACAAUCAGCGUCAGCUACGUCUUUUUGUGUCCCUUCACAGAGGAACUGGCCUGUUUGAGAUCAUGGAUGAAAAUACUAAAGUUGCAACAGGAUAUAUUGUGGGGGAGGUAGUCGAUACCCACCCAUUCUCUAAAGAAUUUACCUCAUCCGAAGAAUUGAGUUUAAAAUGUGAAGAUAUCUAUCAAAUACUAUGUAAGAGAGAUUACGACUACAGGGGCGAAUUUCAAAGCAUCUAUAGUGCUAACAAAUCCCUGACCGAAGCUCAGUUGUAUUGGCGCAACAACUGGGUGACUUUAAUUGACGGAUUGCUGCAGCUAAGUGCUUUAAGGCACCAAUAUGAAUCUGUAUCGGAGCCUACUCACAUAAGAAAAAUCAUCAUCGAUGUCGAAAAGCAUUUAAACAGCCAGAUAACUCCGAUAGGCGAUAAAAAUGUCAUGAAUGCUCACGUUUUCCAAACUUACAAUUUAGUCAGAUGCGGUGGUGUUGCAAUAGAAGAUGUGAAAUUCCGUUACGUACCUAUUCCUUCAGCGGAAAUAAAAUUAAUGGCCUCUCAAUUCGUACCAUUCUUCCAACAAGCGGAAUCAGAUAUUGCAACAGCUCUACUAGUAUAUUUGCAAAUAGUAGCUGAAAACCUGAAUAAAACAUUCAUAAAUAUAUUAGAAUUAUAUGACAAUGGGAACGAUCACUCGCAUUUCAGCAGUGUCAUAGAAAGUUUUGGUAACAUACCUAAUAUCGACAUUCAGCACAAAACAAUUCAUAAGAAGAAGGUUUUAGAAGAACGCGUUCACUUUUUAACAGAUGUGGAUUUACUAUUAGUUAAAGAUCUGUCAAGCGACGACAAGUUAUGCCAAACACUAUACCGCGUUCUUUGCCGGAACACGUUUUUAUUAAGCAAUGAGACUUGCGUGGCGGGUUCAGCACUGAACAGGCCUUCAGCACUUUACCGUGUUGUUAGCUCGCAGCGUGUUAAAGGCCAGCGCCUAGAACUGCUGCGCUGGAGACCUACGUCUAGCGCAGCUGCUACAAGCGCGUUCACCGUGCGAUCAACUUCAGAUCUCGCUAUGCUGUCUUCUACGCUGGCGGCGUUACCGCAGCGACACAAGUUUAUCGUUAUCACGCCCUACCCUGCUGUAGAUGGACUGAAGCAACUCGUUCAGAAGUGGAGGAAGGACCGCAGCCAGAUUUACGUGGUUAUGAUCAAUCAUAAAAUUGCGGAAGACCAGAGUAUGAAUCAGCUGCCGAAUUUAGAUUUAACGUUUAACGUGUUGGAUUGUGGACGCUGGGGCGGUGUACACUUCGUGCCUUUACAGAAAAAAAAUACUGCAUUAUGUGAUAUAUCCCUAAAAUGUUCCCAAGUCGGAGACUUUAACUCUUUACAUUGGGUUGAAAUUCCCAAUGUUGAUGGCGAUGGUGUAAAAGUAUCAGUACAUUACGCAGGCAUAAACAAUAUUGAUGUCAAAAGGUGUGCUGGAACCAUUCCACACGAUGAAAAUGACAGUAGCUUUGGAAUGGACUUUAGUGGCAUAACUGAACGCGGGGAGCGUGUGAUGGGCUUAGUCAGUGGUGGCGCGGCGAGUUCUUGCGUUAUAGCGCGGCCUGAACUACUUUGGCCAGUACCCGAGUAUUGGGACCUAGAAGCAGCGGCAACCGUGCCCCUCGCAUACUGCCUCGCAUUUUACUGUCUCUCUAUUCGAUACAAGCUUUAUCGUGGGAUGACCGUGCUUGUUCAUGGCGGUGCGGGAGCUUUAGGUCAAGCAGUGAUAUCGGUUGCUUUAGGAAACGGUUGCAAAGUUUUCACUACCGUUAGUGAUUACAGUAAAAAGAGGUUCCUGCGAAAAUUGUAUCCCGAACUUAACGAAGACCAAAUUGGUUAUUCACGUGACCACACUUUUGGUGACGAGGUAUUGACGGCUACAAGUGGUAAUGGUUGCGAUAUCGUAAUAAGUUGCGUUCCAGAUGCCCUUAAAAAUAUAUCAAUCAACUGUACAGCAGCUUCUAGCGUAACGUUUGAUUUAACCCAGAUAAUAUCACGUGACAACUUUUACUACGGAAUGUAUAAUAUGACCAAAGACAGAAGUUAUAUCGCCAUAGAUUUUAGACAAGCUCUUAACCAAGGAAUUACUGAUGAUCUUAAGAAGCUGCAACUGUUGGUGACAGAGGGCAUUAAGCGCGGUUACGUGAGGCCCCUAUCACGAGUGGUAUAUUCUCCAUUCGACGCACCUCGCGCCUUCAGACUUUUGGCCGCGAGCCGACACCGUGGUCGUGCUCUUCUUCAAAUGCGUGCAGACGCCAAAGGCGGACUUGCGCCGCAACCUGAACCCAGGCUGCAUUGUGCUCCAGAUUCAAGUCACCUUAUUUUAUGCAACAAUAACUAUUUCGGCCUACGACUUGUUGAGAGGCUGGUGAAACGUGGAGCUAGAAAAAUUUACUUGCAGGGCUUGAAUCCUUCUCCCUACCUUGAUUAUGAAAUUCGACGUCUAAGAGAACUAGGAGUCGAUGUCAGCAUUAUUACGAAAUCUUUGGAGUGUAAGAACGACGUUAAUACCCUUGUAAAUAAUUGCAUUAACUUAGGACCUGUUGAAGGUGUUUAUUUGAUUGAAAUAACGGAGCAACAACCUUCUAGAUCAUUUAAUAUUAUACAAGAGUUAGAUUUAGUCACAAGAGAAUUGUGCCCUCGUUUGAAGUAUUUCGGAGUGAUCAACAGUAGUUUGGAUGAUGGUCUACUCACGUGUAUCAGCAGAUCGCAAGAUAAAUUACCAGUGACUAAAAUAAAUUUGCCAUCAAUCGUGAAGAUGGGAAAUAUGAUUAAAACGCCAGAUACAAUUUCUGAAGCAGAUGCCAUUGAUUCUUUUGAAUAUGCCUUGAAAUGUAACGAACCUAUUUUACUUGCUUACGUACUCGCCAAGAAAUCCCUAUCUCUUUUAGAAGAAAUUGCAUGUAUUGCAGGGAUUGAUAUACCAGAAGAAGCUGCUGAAACAGCCACUCUAACAGACUUGUAUGUUGGAUCGGAUAAAAUACAAAUAAUUUGUAGUUUUCUCCGCGAUAAUCAUAAUAUAUCUCUAUCCGAAGAAGAUAUACCGAAGUUAACAAUUCAAAGAAUAAGAGAAAUUCAACUAACCAUGACUGAUUUGGAAUUUAAGGAGACAAAAGGAUUGGCAACGUUUUAUUCGUAUGUAGACCCUGACGAACUUCUUGUGACGACCGAGAUGAUGUUUUUGCCAACAUUAGUGAAUAGUUCAGCAAUGCGCGAUGAUGAAUUUGAUGUGACGCAAACAUACUUGUGCCUCAUCCCUGGUCUGGAGGGUCAUCAUGGGCGUUUCCACACUCUGUGUGAACGGCUGAAGGUACCGGCGAUCGUACUACAGCCUGGACUCGAGACGCCCGAUGAAAGCGUUUCCGAUCUGGCAAAAAGAUACGCCGAGAUUCUUUUAAGGAAGACCUCGCUCAAACGAACAUUCUACCUAAUGGGAUAUGAAAGUGGAGCUCUGGUGGCGUUAGAAAUGGCUGCUAUACUAGAAGAACAAGGAUUGACGGGCACAGUGUUCUGCAUUGGAGAAUCGCCGGAUAAAUUACAUGAAACUCUUAACAAAGAACUCGAGGAGUACGAUGGCGAUGAUGCAUUGCAAAUUGCAAUUGCGAAGCACAUGUUUAGUUUGAUGGUGGGUGGUAAUACUGAUGGUCUGGAAGAUGAGCUGCGUGGUGCCAAAACAUGGCCAGAGAGGAUUGAAGCCUGCGUGCGGUCAAUUUUGGGCAGAGUGUCGCAUUCCGCACAGUACGCGCGGGAAUUAAUUGAGUGCGCAUAUGGAAGGAUCAAGCAAGUUCAGGCCUACAGAUUGACUCCACGAGCACUGCGCUCCAAACUGAUUUUGAUUAUUCCCGCGUCGUCACUUGGAAGCUCUGAGAAUUCCAUGCAGCGCUAUUCCCAACAACCCGUCACUGUUUACCACCUUCACGCACCAUUGGCAUAUUCUGCGGCGGAUUUGCGUUGCUCCGCUAUAAUUAACACUCACCUGGAUUCCGAGUUAUUGGAGGCUUUCGAAAGGAAAAAUCUAUGCGACACUUACCUGCUUAAUGCAGAUACAUUCAUGACUAUGGAUCCGACUUAUGCCUCUAACUAUGAA